Messenger RNA from Biomphalaria glabrata, 2796 nucleotides. RefSeq names its product ATP-binding cassette sub-family A member 2-like. The coding region runs from base 141 to 2627 and encodes 828 amino acids. Gene Ontology annotation, cellular component: intracellular membrane-bounded organelle; membrane. Gene Ontology annotation, molecular function: ATP hydrolysis activity; ABC-type transporter activity; ATP binding. The record is from RefSeq and is a predicted model, not a curated record. NCBI's taxonomy places the organism in Eukaryota, Metazoa, Mollusca, Gastropoda, Planorbidae. The transcript has 14 exons. Gene Ontology annotation, biological process: lipid transport; transmembrane transport.
AAUUUUUUUGCUACCAGAGGCAGAUAUACACAGAUUCUCUCGUCUCCUUGUACAACUUCAGGCUGAGAACAACCGGUUGAAUGUUAUACAGGCCAGGAUAGUUAUAGCAUCACUUGAAGAAAUUAUACAUAGUAUUGUCAAUGAAACUACGCAACAAAAAAUUCCUAACAACCACUGUGCGGACAUUUUGUUGCCAUGGUUGCAGUCUCAGUCACAAGCAACUUUUAAAAAUGAACCACUUCCAGGAGACUUUCCUGCGCAUGACGAACUAUCCAGACAUGACGAAAGUCGAGCUGUUCAUUCAGCAAAUGAAGGCCGUAUUAGUGUUGAAGUAUUCAUUCGUCAUGAGGAACCCCAGAUCUUCAAUCAGCUUCCUGCUCCUGCCGCUGACUCUUGUUUUCUUUGGGAUGAUCCUAGACCUCCAUUCCACGCCAGUGAAAGAUGCACGGACCAUGAACAUCACACCCGGAACUCUCCCGCCUAAUCUUCUUGUCCCUGUUUUCGUGUAUUUAUAUUCCAGGAAUCCGAUCAAACAGAAGUUUGUGGAAAUAAUCAAGAAUUAUGGAGUGCCAUUUCAGUUCGACUUUACGGAAGGCUUAGACGAUUCGCUACAGAGUUUUGCCAAGUACACGCUGAUUGAGUGGCCAGUAAAAUGGUCAUUUGAGGAUUUCAAACGCCAUGUCCACUUCAGCCUGGUGUCCACCGAGGAUGAUGAUUUGACCAUAAAACUUUACUACAGUAGAUCCACAUUUCACGGCGACGCUAUCGGUAUGCAACUGUUAAUGAGUGCCUGGGUGAAACAGAUGCUGGGGGAGGAUUUCUCCAUCCAGAGUGCGGUCCAGCUUCAUCCAAAUCACCAGCCUGUAGGAUACGGGUACUUGAACAGCGGUACUGCCUACUUGAUGGCUGUGGCCAUGGCAAUGGUGCCACUACCUUUUGCGUACAACAUUGUAUCAGAGAAACAGUCUGGUGUGAAAAAGCUUCAAUACAUCAACGGCCUGAGUCCAUUGGUGUACUGGCUUGGUCAUUUCAUCUUUGAUGUCGCCAUGUACCUACUGAUGAUGAUGCCUGCCCUGGUGGUGCUGCUGUUCUCUGGGAUUACCAACAUCCACUUGAUCAUGCUGUUUAAGGCCGUCAUGGCGUUUGGGUUCUUCUUUUUCCCUCACAUCUAUGUCCUGCAGUUCAUCUUCAAGCGACCAGCCACCGCGGUCUACUUCCUGCUGAUGGUCAACGUAUUCUUUGGUGUACUGAUAGGAAUGGUGCUAGAUUGUACCAUGGAACUGGGCAACUUUGACGACCACUACCUUAUAAGCCUUAUCAGUGAGACUGCAACACCAAAUUAUUCACUUUGCGUUCUUCUAGGACUAGUGUUAGAUAAUGACUCACAUAAACAGGACGUAGAAAAGUAUAUGAAUAAAUACUGGACCUCCAAUACGAGAAGACUGUGCAUCGCCUGGUCCAUUGUCGCUUCUCUGGAAUUUAAAAUUUUUAGAGUGCUCAGGUACGUGAUAGUGUUAUGUUUUGAAAAAAUAGCAGACGAUGAAGAGAGAAACCUACAAGAAGAGGAUGAUGUCUCGCCCGAGUGGUCAAAGAAUGAGUCCAGCUCGACGUCUUCAGUUCCGAAGAGGAGUGAGGGCAAAAAAACUCCAAAAGCCACUGACAAACAUGCCGUCUCACUGGCGAAGCUUAGGAGAAACUUCUACUGCAACUUCAGGCUGGUCAAUGCCCUACGCAACACCAAUCUGAUGCUCGGUGUCAACAAUGGACUCGGUCUGAUAGGCCCGGCUGGCUCGGGAAAGUCGGUGAUUUUAAAAGUCCUGGCAGGCGAGCUAGAGAUCAGCUCUGGUGACGCCUAUGUGUAUGGUCAGAGUCUGAAGACGGAUGUAUUUACGGAAGAAUCCUUCACGAGCUACUGCCCACAGAAAGACGCUCUGUGCGAGUUCAUGACCGCCAAAGAAAUGUUCAGCCACACCGCAAAGCUUCGCGGCCUUCCGCAAGAACACAUUACAUCCUUCGUGGAGAAUCUGAUUGACCUUAUGGACCUGAGGCUGCGAGAAAACGACAGGAUAGGUCAGUUUAGUUGUGAUUUGAAAAGAGCGGUGUCUGUUGGCCUGGCGUUGAUAGGUCACCCCAAACUGUUUCUCCUAGACAACGCCACCGUGGGGCUCAGCCGAGAGGCCCGGGAUAAUGUCCUUCGAGUCCUGCGACAGAUCAAAACAAAGAACGGAACUCUAGUCAUGUCUACUACUAGCAAUACAGAACUGGAGGCGUUAUGCAACCAACUGGUGGUCCUUUUGGAGGGCCGCAUCGUGCACCUGGGUAGCCCGCAUCAGUUGAUGAGCAAGUACGGCUCUGGCCACUUCGCGACCCUGUUUGCCAAAAGUCACGAGGCGAUGGAGUAUUUCCUCCUGGACUCGGCUGCCAAGUUUAUGCUGAAGACCUUUAAAUCCAAGAUAUUCCUAAAAAAUAAAUCGUUCGUCGUCCUUCACAUACCUGAGCAUGUCCCUAUGUUCUACCUGUAUGAGACGCUGGAGAAGAUCCGAUUGCGCAAUAACAUCACAAGGUACACGGUGUCAGAAGUGACUCUGGACAAGAUUCUCAUUAUGCUCGUCAAGAAAGAACGAUAACUCAGCCCAUGAUGACUUUGUGUAUUAAAAAUGUAUUCUGCCCCUUUUGUUCAAUGUUUUGUCUAUUUUUUAUGAUGUUUUGUUUUUUUAAAGAGAAAGUAUAAGAAAUGCUAUGAUGUUUUGUGAGUGUAAAUUGAAAUUGUGAAAUAAAUACAUGCUCUUCACAAGA